UCAAAUAGAUCAAAUGAAUGAACAAAACAAGGCAACUAUGAAUGAACAAAUCAAGGCAACCAUGAAUGAAAUAAAUGAUCAAAUAAAAGAAACCACAGGUACAUGGCCAGUAUUACUAUGA
Racocetra persica is the source of this 121-nucleotide messenger RNA. The record is from the annotation of a GenBank genome assembly. Lineage: Eukaryota; Fungi; Glomeromycota; Glomeromycetes; Diversisporales; Gigasporaceae.